Molecule: messenger RNA, 2867 nt
Organism: Chenopodium quinoa (quinoa)
Lineage: Eukaryota; Viridiplantae; Streptophyta; Magnoliopsida; Caryophyllales; Amaranthaceae
Exons: 12
Coding region: 598-2610 (670 amino acids)
Source: RefSeq, a predicted model, not a curated record
AAUGUAAAAUUUUAGCAAAAAAAAAAAAAUCAAAUUAGACCAAAAUAUAAAUACAAUAUAAAUUUCAAAUUAGAAUCAGAUGAACGGAAUCUAGUAUUGAUCAUAGUCGGCCCAACAUGCUGGCCUAAAUUUGGGCGGGUUUUGAGUAAAAUUUUUUGGUUUGAAGUCGGGUUUGGCCAUCCAUUUUUUUUUUUUUUUUUUUUUUUUUGUCACGGGCUUUGGACAUGCAUUUUUAAGAUUUUAGUUAAUUUAAAUGGCCUAUGAGACUCAGUCUUAUUUUACGGGUUUGGUCAAGCAUUUUUCAGUCCGAACCUAGCUCAACCCAACCAAACAGGUUGAUUAAGCUGAUUUAUCUUGCUUUCGCCUGUCUCGGCCGUCCUAUGGUCACCUCUAACGGAAACCACCUUUAAAAAGGCUCAAGACUUUAAGACAUGGGAAAUUUUGUAUGCCGUUGCCACCACCACAUUAAUUUCCAUUGGCGCGCUUUAUACAUGAUUGUGCAUCCUUGACUCCUUGUGCUAUUUAAACCCUAGACUACGAAAUUCAUCAUUUCUUACAAGUUACAACAAAAUUCAGAGAACUCACUUCAUCCUAAAAAUGGCGCUGUUACUUUUCGCUCUCGAUUUACGUACUCUCUCUCCUCCAUUUCUAUCACAACUGAAGCAGUGCUUGUUAGAGCUGGCGAAUUUGUAUGCCUUUUCUGCUUCGACGUCAAAAUUGAAGCGUCGUAAAUUUGAUUCCUCGCUUGAAGAUCGCAUUGGCUUGUGUUACUUGCAACAUUCUGCUGCUUCGUCCUCUGAUGAGCUUAAAGUUGUGUACUCUCCCCGGGGAAGUAGCUUCAGUCUGUGUGAUUUUCAUUAUGCUGUCAACCACUUGCCCUCUUAUUCCUAUUCACCUCCCUUAUUUGAAGAUUCUGGAUCAAACGUUUUAAACCAUAUCGUCAGUGAUGAAGUGUUGAACUCUGCUGGUGGCAAAGAUUCAGAGAAGAAAUUAAUUCUUAUCAGCUCAUGUUUACUAGGAAAUCUGGACUAUAAUGCUAAAAAGACUCUCAUGGAUGCUGCCGACAGAUGCAUAUCUGUGGAAUUUUUGUUCCUUGAGCAAAAGUCAAGCCAACUCAGUGACAUCUCAGAAAAUAUAAACAAAUUUAAAGAACAAAUAUGCGAUCUUGAAAACUGCUCGUUUAAUGCAUAUCUUCCAGAUGGACAGGUAUUUAACGGCCUGGCAAAAAGAUGGCUUAGAGAGUUGACAGAGAGCACAGAAGAAUUGUUGGAGGCUAAUUUUCUUUUCGAGAAGAGCAUUGCUGGUUCUGUUAACCGAAUAUGUUGCAGAUUGUGUGGUUCCAUAAACCAGAUAAUGGAUGGGUUCAAUCUUUGUGAGACACAUAGGUGUCAUGAUAUCCAAAGGGACGAUAAAAAUAGUUUCGUGUUCAAGGAAUGUCCUUUGUACCAUGUCAAAAAUCAUGAUGUGGAACCAGAUGAUGCUGAUAAUAGCUCUAUGACUGUUGGUGAUAAUGGCUUACUGGCUGAAGUGUCGUGGCGGUGCUGGAAGAAUCUCCGUCAAGUUCCCUCUGUUGUUAAUUUAAAUGUUAUUGAGAGGACUAGUUUGGCUUCCCUGAAUGAAGGUGUGGUAGUUGGAAGACCUUACUUUGUCUUCCCAUCGGUUGCUCAGGAAACAGAUACUGCUCCCGAAGAUAGCAAUUUGUGCCAGUUGAAUAGUAGGCUUUUCCAGGGCCUGUGUCAUGCACUUCACUCAAUGGAUCAGGGUCUAAUAUGCUGGUCAGUCUGCAAUUUAGAGAAAAUGAGAGAAACUGCAUGUAUGUACUAUUACAUUCUUCAACCAUCUGAAAGUGGACCGAUGCUGCUCAGGCAGAGGCUUGCAGGAGCUGAGGAAAUCUUGCCCUUUCCUGAUGCAAAUAUAGAUGACUCUUCAAUUACUGAGGAGAUUGAUCGUUGCAUUCAACAGUGUCUAAUGGAGGUGGAACUUAAAGACUACAAUCCAGUGCAGCAUUGUGGGGGUUUUCAUAAAAAACUCAACCAACUUGUUGAAGAGAAUUUACGGCUUGGGCUGGUAGCCCCAGAAAUUUCAACAGCACCCUUAAUUCCUACCUGCAGUGAUGAUGUAGCAGUCUCAUUGCAACCUAGUGUAGCGAGAAAUGUUGCAGCUCCGCCAGGGGUAGAGGUUGUAGUGUCGUCAGGGAAGGACAUCGCAGUUUUAGCAGUGCAAACUCGCACUUCUGAUCAGGGUAUUGAAGAUGACAAGGGUAUCUCACGUCUUACACAAGAAUGGGAGCAGCUAAUUGUUGGUGGUAUUCCGAGAAUGGACUCAGAGCUUUCAGAACCCAAUUUAGAAAAGGCAAGAACCUCUGCACCAGCAAUUCAUAAACCACUGGACACAAGAACUUCAAUCAUACUAGAAAGACUGGGCAACCCUAGACAGAUCAACACUAAGGCUAAUACCCAUAAGAUACUGAGUGGCUUGGCUGCGAAUGGAAAUGGAACAACAGAACACCAUCAUUCUAUAAUAGACAUUGACGCUACAGAUCAAGGUUUAACUGCCCCCAGCAACCUGAUUAGGCCGACUUUUCAAAGAUUGAAAAGGAAAUUUAGGUGAGUAUAACAUCAUUUGGUGGAAGACCGAUGUAGAAUAAACUUCCCAUCAUAUUGUUUUAGACGAGUCUAGAAGUGAAGGUCAUUGAUAGCUCCUUUUGUACCCUCUUUCUCUCUAGACGAGUUUUCAAUUCUCUAAUGUCCAUAAUACUCAUCUUUCUUGUCCUCCAUCUGAUAAAAGGUAGGUGUAAAUCUUAUGGCUGAAUUGCAUUGUGGACAAUUAUUUGCCCCUAAAUAAUGAUGGAAUUUCACUUGUAGGAA